UAACUUAGUUCAAUUAAAGAUUUUUUUAAUAGCAACACUUUUAUGAAGGAACCAACCGAACGAUAUAUUUAAUGUCUUUAGUUUCAAAACGAGUACUGCUUUUCUUCUACCGCAUGGUAAAUGACAAAAGGCAAGUGUUGCCAUUUUUGGAAAUUUCGUCAGCUAUUUAUGGUUAUAUUUUGUGCUGCUUUAAUCUAUCAGUUGUUUACACUUUUUCUUCCAUCAUUCCAACGGCACUUCACGUGUGUCGAUAAGUGCGUGACUAUUUACCAUUCUACCGUAUCAACUAUCGGUCCGUAGGCACACGAACGGAAUGUUGCUUUUUUUAGGUUCUCACCUGCAAUGGUAGUGAAUCAUCCGGAAUAGUUUUUGAGGCAACGAAGAAAUGUAUUUGAUCAAGCGUUAGUGGCGAUUCCUGGUGAUUGCCAGUGAUAAUCUUAGUCUUUAUAAGACAAAUACCAGCGGUUCUGAGCGUUCAGUGUUUUCUUGAACCUCCAUUAGUGCGUAUACUCUUCUGGUGGUUAGCAGUAAUGCAGACCAGUAGUAUGUGGUUCGGUACGGUAGUGGUGCUGCUCAUCGGUUGCAGCAUCACCAUCAUCUGUGUUGAUGUUCAGCGUUGUUCCUGCGUUACCGGACCGCCCGACUAUCUCUGUCCGACGGCACCCUUGCUGCAGGUGUAUCUCACGCACGAACUAUACUGCACACGGUACUACAAGUGUACGGAUGGGCGAGCGAUCGAGUUCCAGUGUCCUUACGGGUUGUACUUCGAUUCGGUGAACGAUACCUGCACGUGUGAUUUCACCUUGUGCUACCGUACCGAUCCCUGCAUACAGUUCGUCGACAGCUGCCGUUGCUGUGCCCAACAGUUCGACAAUACUGGGCUGGCUCCAGAAAAUUUUUACGUCUGCUAUAAUGACGGAUAUGCCGUAGCGACCACCUGUCCGGAAGCGUACGAUCCUUGCAACGAUGAAACCAUACAGUUGGAGUUUAUAAAUGGAAAGUGUGAAGUACCACCAAAGUUCCUGGUUGUGUCCGAUCUUGGAGGUUCUGAUCUCGUUGGUGGUUUCCUUCUUGGGAUGUUUGGCAACUUUCCAAAGUCCUUGUAUACUGCGUCUGACAAGUCGAAUCGAGCAGCCUCGUACUCCACACAAGACCAUAGACCUCACCUGAGUCUGGACAUCAUUCGAAUGAACGUACGAUCUACUGAGAUACAGUGGAACCAAGGCUUCAAGGAUACUUUGGGAGUGAUCGAAUAUAAAAACCUCUCCAGCUCAUCGGUGUGA
Molecule: messenger RNA, 1283 nt
Organism: Anopheles funestus (African malaria mosquito)
Lineage: Eukaryota; Metazoa; Arthropoda; Insecta; Diptera; Culicidae
Exons: 2
Coding region: 531-1283 (250 amino acids)
Cellular component (GO): extracellular region
Molecular function (GO): chitin binding
Source: RefSeq, a predicted model, not a curated record